UGCCGGAUGUGUUAUUGUUGUAGCUGGCCGUAGUCAACAGGCAGGGGAAUGCGGUUUAUCAGCUGACCAAAAAAGAAGUUUGCUGUGAAAUGGAUUUGUGUGUGAGUGUAACUCCUGAAGAAACGACAGAAGCAACAGCCAGGGAGUCUCUCACAGUGAGCAUCACAGGAUCUUGAUGAUUGGACUGAUCUCUACCAACUACAGCACAGAGAUCUCUCCAGACUAUGGCUUCAGAACAAACACACUCUGUUUUUUCCUUUCUGAACUAGCACAAGUAAACCUUUCUGUUUAACACCUCCUGUCUUAGUGUUCUUUUACGCCCUCAACCUUCCCUGUUUUCUCUCAUCUUUACUUUGUGAGUAGCCUGUCUGUCUGUUAAAAUGGAUGGCACAGAGCCUGUGCAGCCUAGUGUCAACUCUUCCUAUGUUCCGAAUGCUUUUGGCAACCACGAUGCAUCAGAGGAUGAGGAGAACGAGGACGAGAGUCCCUCUGCGUCCCUCCUGCCCAAGCAUUCCUCAGUGCCUCUGGCUGUACGCCACAGUCCAGAGGACUCUUACAAUUUGGUGUACAUCAUCUUUUUUCUGAUGGGCAUCGGCUCCCUGCUGCCCUGGAACUUCUUCAUAACAGCCAAACACUACUGGCUCUACAAACUGAGUAACAACACUCAUCACAGCGGCAAUGAGGAUCAACGAUCAGAUCUCAGUGACUACUUUGAAAGUUAUCUGGCCAUUGCCUCCACGGUGCCCUCUGUGCUGUGUCUGAUACUCAACUACGUCCUAGUGAACAGAUUGUCUUCGAACGUCCGGAUCCUGUUGUCUCUCUUUGUGAUCCUGCUGGUGUUUGUGGUGACCACAGUGAUGGUGAAGGUGGACGUGUCAGACUGCAGUGUGGAGUUCUUCAUCGGCACGUUGGCCAGCGUGGCUGUCGUCAGUGGAGCCUCCAACCUCUUCUCUGGCAGUGUGUUCGGGAUCAGUGGGCAUUUCCCCAUGAGGAUCUCUCAGGCCCUAUUAUCAGGCCAGGCUAUGGGAGGCACGCUGAGUGCAGUGGCAUCAGUACUAGACCUGGCAGUCGCGAAGGAUGUGACAAACAGCGCUCUGGCUUAUUUCCUGACAGCCGACGUCUUCAUUCUGCUCUGCAUCAUCACGUACCUGCUGCUGCCCAAGCUGGCAUAUUCAAGACACUACAUGCUGGCAGCAACAUGCACCAGUGCUGCAGUGAUGAGCGAAGGUGGAGACGCUGCAGGCACAGCGAGCAGAGUCUCUGUCCCACCACUCCAGCCCAUCCUCAGGAAGACGUGGGUGCUCGGUCUGAGUGUAUUCUAUGUCUUCUGCAUCUCUAUCAUGGUGUUCCCCGCAGUAUCCUCAGGGAUCCAAUCUGUCCACAAAGACAGUGUCAGCCCCUGGACAACCACUUACUUUGUGCCCCUCACCAGUUUCCUCCUGUACAAUGUAGCAGACUUCUGUGGCAGGCAGGCCACAGCUUGGCUGCAGGUCCCGGGCCCCACCAGCCGAGUCCUGCCGGCACUGGUGCUGUGUCGCUCCAUCAUGGUCCCACUUUUUAUGUUCUCUAACUACCAGCCGAGAGACCACCUCCACUCAGUGCUAUUCACACAUGAUGUAUACCCUGUGGUCUUUAACUGCCUGCUAGGCCUCUCUAAUGGCUACCUAGGCACUCUACCAAUGAUCUAUGGUCCAAAGGUGGUACCUCGGGAGCUGGCAGAGGCCACAGGAGUGGUCAUGUCCUUCUUCCUCACUCUGGGACUGGCUGUUGGAUCUGCAUUCUCUGUGCUUAUUGUGCACUGUAUCUGAUCAGGCUGUUAGGUAAUAACCUAGUCAUGUACAGUGGCAUAGUGGAGCUGGACAGUCAGUGCACCUGCUGCUGAUGAAUAUCAGAACCUCAAAGCACUGUGAUGCAAAGUGCAUCAGGAAAGACAGUUUUUCUGGUAUGAGCGAAAGUCCUGAUAAGCUCAUUGCCACUCUUGACCAAAAGGCUUCAUACCUCACGUGAAUAUGUAUUAUGUUUACACUGAUGUGGCUCAUGAUUGUGAUGAGUCUUAGAGCUGUGUCCACCAGAGCUUAGUCUCUACAUAUUUGAAAGGUGGAAGUGAUUCAGUGGCUUUGAGCAACAUUUGCAAUCAGUGCAAUCCAUAAGGGACAAUUCAUUAGACAAAGCUUUAUUUUAAUCAUUUCAUAUUACACAAAUUUAUUUCAAGAGGGGAAAACUUGGGGUAUACAAGCUGAUAUGCAGAGGGUGUUAAAUUUUAUUUUGGUUCAACUUGAAUGAAAUAUGCAGAUUGCAAAGAAGCUCCACAUCUUACUGAGGGAUAUGGUUAGAAGAAUCUGGCAAAUUGUCAAUAAACAGGUUGUAAUUUA
Molecule: messenger RNA, 2372 nt
Organism: Seriola aureovittata
Lineage: Eukaryota; Metazoa; Chordata; Actinopteri; Carangiformes; Carangidae
Gene: slc29a3
Product: solute carrier family 29 member 3
Exons: 7
Coding region: 381-1808 (475 amino acids)
Biological process (GO): nucleoside transmembrane transport
Cellular component (GO): plasma membrane; Golgi apparatus
Molecular function (GO): nucleoside transmembrane transporter activity
Source: RefSeq, a predicted model, not a curated record